This is a messenger RNA of Penicillium vulpinum, 630 nucleotides long. Its product is annotated as oxidase ustYa family protein. The transcript is spliced from 3 exons. Gene Ontology annotation, biological process: mycotoxin biosynthetic process. NCBI's taxonomy places the organism in Eukaryota, Fungi, Ascomycota, Eurotiomycetes, Eurotiales, Aspergillaceae. Bases 1 to 630 code for a protein of 209 amino acids. The record is from RefSeq and is a predicted model, not a curated record.
AUGAAAGGGUCUCAUGCGUACUCUGGGGUGAGCAAUGACGACAACUCGGCACCAUUGCUUGAAGCAGUCGAAUAUGAAGAGCAUGACUGGACCGACACGUUCUCAAUGGAGAGCUCAGGCUUCACGGGCACUCCUUCAAAGCAAAUCGAAGCAAAAUGGAAGAGUAUUGUCGAAGUGCCUAGUGUUGUCAUCCCACCUGAACGCCUGCCUUCCCUUAACCGGAGUGCCGAGCAAGGGUUUUUGCCCGCGUCCUCAAACUCUUCUGCGCAUGGUUAUUUAGCCGGCAUCGAAGUCUUCCAUCAUCUUCAUUGUCUCAAUGUUCUGCGACAGUAUGCAUGGCGUGAUUCAUACCCCGAGGAAUUACUUCCCAGUCUCUUCAAGUAUAAUUCACCUCUGGUUGUGCGUGCACAUGUGGAUCAUUGUACUGAGACUGUCAGACUUGCACUCAUGUGUAAUGCUGACGUUACGCCCUAUCUGCUUUACGAGAAAGAGGCAGAGCCUGGCUCGAAGGUGCCUGCCAGGGAAGACUUCCAGGCGUUUCAUAAGUGCAGGAAGUUUGAUCGUCUAUUAGACUGGGUUAAUACCAACGGGGUAAUGCCGCCCUGGCUUCAAAAGGGUAAUCCUACCUAG